AUGUUGGGUCCACACAAUCCUUUCUCGUACACAGAAAUAUUAAAAUAUGAGAGCUGCACAGUUUGUGUGCGGCGAGCACGGAACUUCACGUUGCAGCCAACACUUGUUACGCAUCACGGUGCAAGCGUCGGGGCGUCAGGGGCCAGGGCGGGCGCCAGGGCGGGCGCAGGGAGAGACGCAGAGGCCGCUUUGUUGCGACAUAUUGGUUCCGCCGCCCAACGUCAUAUUGAAAAUUAUCCACCUCAGACCCCCUCAAAUUCGACUUUUAAUUUCGCUUUG
Messenger RNA from Brenthis ino (lesser marbled fritillary), 279 nucleotides. The record is from the annotation of a GenBank genome assembly. NCBI's taxonomy places the organism in Eukaryota, Metazoa, Arthropoda, Insecta, Lepidoptera, Nymphalidae.